Messenger RNA from Geodia barretti, 4164 nucleotides. Lineage: Eukaryota; Metazoa; Porifera; Demospongiae; Tetractinellida; Geodiidae. The record is from the annotation of a GenBank genome assembly.
CUAGCUCGAGCACCACGAGCGUACACAGUACAGUGCUCUAUCUUUCACACCCUGGCCGGCACAGCGCUGGAAAAUACGAAUAUGCGCAUGCGCAGAGCUGGAUAUGCCUCGUGUGAUACCUUUCGUCUGUCUGUGACUGGCGAGGUUCUGUAGAGGUUCUCGCUGGAGAGAGUCAUUAAAACCUGUCCAGCACAACCACGUGGCCAUUGUAAGUGUUAGUACGUAAGGCGCCGUGUUAUGAGCUCUACUGUAGCUGGCCUGUACUACAAAAUGCUCAAAAACUUGCAUUGUCUACGCCCUAGCCUUUCACCUAGUCUGUGCUUAUUAUCGCAUGUGCUUACUUACAAUGCUGCACUUGCAGGAGAUACUGUCUGUCUGACUGAAUACCAUUUUACAUGUAUGUGCUCGUAUGGUAAAAGAUCGGCAGAAGCUAUGCUACACUAUGUGUGUCCGACUGUUGGGCUUCUGUGACUUUUUACCACCUCACCGUGGACAACGGUGGGAAGUACCACUUACUGGGAAGGAGAGGCACAUCUUUUGUCAUGUGCUGGUGUCACAAAGUGUGCUGCUAGUUAGCCUUCUUGGCGAAGGAGGGGCCCUUUUUGUUGGGGUCUGGAGUAACUAGUGCAGUAUUAAACAUGACUGACUGAGGUUUAGAGUUGGAGAGUAUUGUGUGUCCUGUCAUUUUGGAUGCUGUAGACUCCACCCACCGUCUUCUUGAGUCAUUAAGCUCCAGUAUUUACUCCUACUUUGUAUGACGACUGAGAGUAAGAUCAAAGGAAUUCCAGCUAGUCCAAACAAGUAGAUGAGUAGUGAGCGCUUCCUGCUGAGUUUACGGGUAGUUAUACCAUAAAGAGGCCAUACGAUUUCCCCAUACUUUAGCUCAUUUGCAUAAACCACAGUGGGUAUAUGGCAGUUAUACGAUAGUAGGAAAUUGGCAGCGAGUAAUGCAAUUGGGGGGCUUUUACACUCUUUGUUUGCUGCUGUUUCUUUACCAGAAGGGAGUGUUUUCAGGCUAGAAAUGCCCAGAAACUUCUCUAGUAUAUAAACUAGCGAAAGCUGCUUCCCGACGCGUAGGCUCCCGUGGACUUGAACAGUAUUCGGUGACUUUCAGCUUUCUUGCUACUGCAACAGGCUGCAUUCUAAGGAGCACUGGGUAUAGCGGGAGAGAAAGCGAGCCAGAGGGGCAGCUACAAAACUUGCGCAUGGGGUCUAGCAGCGAUAAAGAAUAGCUUUGACAUACCUGUAACGCUGAACUCUCGAGAAAUGCCCGUGGCUUCUGCAAAACUAAACUAAAGCGCUUAUUGCAGCUGUCUCUCUCCCGAUUGGUUGCUAGCUCUCUAGCUGCGCACUCGAGGGUGUGCGUUAAAAACAGGGCGUUUUGAAAGCAUGUAGCCAGCAUCUGUUUUUUACAGAUGCUAAGGAAGGGUGAUCUUGCUCUCAAAGAUCGUGUACUUCGAUCACCUGGUCAUGUGUACCAUCUGCCGCUUUGUCACCAUCGUUCACACAAGUACCAGACUCAAGCUGAGCACAAGGAACGGUUUUCAAGGGCCCUGCACUCGGUACAAGAAGGAGGAGUAUCUGUCAGGAGAGCUGCUGAGGAGUUCAACAUUCCUAAAUCUACACUUCACGACCACUUGACUGGGAAGGUGGUGGCUUUUGGACAGAGUGGCCCCCCGGGGUAUCUCACAGAUGAGGAGGAAGAGGAGUUGGAAGAAUUCUUGUCAGGCUGUGCUUCAGUAGGCUUUGCCAGGUCACGGCAGCAGGUUCUUGAGCUAGUGCAGGAAGUGGUGAAUCGGAAAGGAUACACAGUGCGUGUAAGCCAUGGCUGGUGGGAUUCCUUUCGGCGGCGGCACCCAAACCUGACACUCCGUACUGCAUCUCCUCUGUCAUAUGCGAGAGUGAUGGGUAGUGACCCCACAGUGAUAAGCAAGUAUUAUGACCUGCUGGAGCGUACCCUCUCUGACAACAACCUCCUUGUUAAGCCUUCCCAGAUUUUUAACCUCGACGAGACGGGAAUGCCACUCAACCCUGCACCCCCUCACCUGGUUGCCACUCGGGGCAUGAAGCAUCCCAGUGCUGUGGGUUCAGGCGACAAGUCCCAGAUUACUGUUCUUGCGUGUUGUAGUGCCUCUGGAUACGUUCUCCCCCCAUUUGUCAUCCUUGAUCGGCUGAAUUUGAAGCAAGAUUUUACAGUUGGUGAAGUGCCUGGCACUGUUUAUGGCCUGUCGAAGAAGGGGUGGAUUGAUGGGGAGUUGUUUGAGAUGUGGUUUAUCCGUCACUUCCUAGUGCAUGCUCCUCCAGUUCGCCCAAUUCUGCUGCUAAUGGAUGGGCACUCCUCUCAUUAUCAGCCAUCUGCUAUCCGGAGAGCAGCUGAGGAGGGCAUCAUCAUGUUUCUCUUGCCACCACACACAUCACAUCUCACUCAGCCACUGGACAAAGGCUGCUUCGGUCCUCUGAAAAUGCACUGGAGGAAGGAAUGCUGGGAAUUUCUUACUGCUCACCCUGGCCAAGUUGUCACAAGACACCAGUUCUGAGCCAUUUUCCAUAGAGCAUGGUCGAAGUCCAUGACAAUGACCAAUGUCAUUGCUGGCUUCAGAACAGCUGGUGUGUACCCACUGAAUCGUCUGGCUGUGGCAGGCAAGAGCAAGACUGCAUGUGAGUCAUUGGCCGAGAAGACGGGGUUGAAGUUCAUCCCACUCUAUAGUCCCUCACACCGUAGAACGCAGGCUGUGAGAACAGGAACAACCUUUGAACCAGAAGAGAUGACACUCUUUCAAACACGCUUUGAAGAGGGCUAUGAUUUGGGGGAUGAAAGGUAUGAGUCCUGGUUAAGAAUGUACCACCCUGAAGUGAGGGCCAAUCAAGACGACGAGUGUACCCCUGAGCCUUCUCUUUCUGAUAGUCUUCCCAAAACAAGUACCCCAGUCUCUGGUAACAUAAUGCCACGUUCUUCUUUCUUGUCUCGUGUCUUGGCUGACCAGGCACCUUCAAUCAAGUACCCUGACAAAGUGCCGGGGUCUAAGGGUGGGGCGAGAGUUUUGACCAGCUCAGAGAAUUUAGAACAUCUAAACCAGAAGGAGAGAAAAAAGGAGGAGGCCGCUAGUGAGAAGCAGAGAAGAAAGGAGGAAAGAGAGAGAAAAAAAUUCUUAUUGCAAGAGGAGAAAGAGAAAAAGAAGUUGGAACGUGAAAGAAAGAAAAUGCAGAGAGAGGCUCAGAUGGAAAAAGCACGUGGUUCCAAGUCUUCAGUUGUGGGCACCUCGAGAAGUGGACAAUAUUCAGCAGAGCUUCAAGCCCAAGAGAAUGUUGGUGAUCAGUCUAGAAGUGGGCCGGAUCAAGAAGAGCUGCAAGCCCAGGAGAAUGUUGGUCGUCAGUCUGGUUCUGAUGGGAAAGGAGACGUUGAGGAGCUGUCCAUACCUGAAACUCGCAGCCGUGCGAGAACGCAAACUGGUUUGUUUGUACUGGUGCAUUUCAACCCGCUUCAGUGGGACGUGGCAGAGGGAGGCACAAGUCUGGAGUUCAAGUUGGUCGUCAGUCUUGCUCUGUUGGGAAAGGAGAUGCUGAGGGGCGGUCCAUACCUAGAACUCGCAGCUGUACAAGAAAACUCACUGUACCAACAGGUACUGGUGGAACAUUUCAACCCGCUUCAGUGGGACGUGGCAGAGGGAGGCACAAGUCUGGAGUUCAAGUUGGUAGAAGUGGGCCAGAUACAGCAGAGCUGCAACCCCCAGAGAAUGUUGGUCGUCAGUCUGGUUCUGAUGGGAAAGGAGAUGCUGUGGAGCGGUGCAUACCUAGAACUUGCAGCCGUACUGGUGGAACUUGUGCAUUUCAACUCGCUUCAGUGGGACGUGGCAAAGAGAGGUGCAAGUCUGGAGUUCAAGUUGGUCAUCAGUCGAAAAGUGGGCCAGAUCCAGCAAAGCUGCAAGUCCAAGAGAAUGUUGAUGAUCAGUCUAGAAGUGGGCAGGAUCCUGAAGAGUUGCUAGCUCCAGCGAAAGAGCCUACAGAGUGCACCCUGAAGUUGUGCAGGCACCCAAGAGCAUUCAAGUGGGUGCAGUGUGGAUACUGCCACAGAUGGUUUCAUUGUGUGUGUGGGGGCGUGAAGCCUACCCAGGCGAAACUUAAUACUUACCGAUUCAAGUGUAUGUUUUGUUGAAAAGAAGUUCA